Messenger RNA from Nematolebias whitei (Rio pearlfish), 1032 nucleotides. It is a transcript of the gene c1qtnf2, whose product is annotated as C1q and TNF related 2. Gene Ontology annotation, molecular function: protein binding. The transcript is spliced from 3 exons. NCBI's taxonomy places the organism in Eukaryota, Metazoa, Chordata, Actinopteri, Cyprinodontiformes, Rivulidae. The record is from RefSeq and is a predicted model, not a curated record.
AUGUCCCGGGGCCAUGAGAUUUCUGCGGGACCCAGUGUGUUCCAGAUGUGGGUGAUGAUCUGUCUGCUCCCAGCUGUCGCCUCCCAGUCGUCUAACUCUGAAUCAAAAAGGGCUCGUAACUUCACCGUACAUUCCUCCCAGCUCGUUUGCAGUCUGCCGGGCCCAGCAGGCCCGCCAGGAAACCCGGGUGCCCCUGGAGCACCAGGGUCCAUGGGCCCGAUGGGGCCACUGGGGCUGGAUGUUCCAGAUGGAAAAGAUGGAGACAAAGGAGAAAAGGGAGAAAGAGGUGAUUCAGGGAGAACGGGGAACGCAGGCAAACCUGGAGUAAAAGGCCGCGAGGGUGUCAUCGGAAAGGCAGGACCUCGAGGACUGAAGGGGCUGCGUGGACCACCAGGAGUGGCUGGAAAACAGGGACAAAAAGGAGAAGUGGGUGACGAGGGCCAGCGAGGACCCCCUGGCGGCUGCAGCUGUGGCAGAGCAGCUUGAUCAGCCUUCUCUGUGGCUGUGACACAAAGUUACCCCAAGGAGAGGACGCCCAUCCGCUUCAGCCGGAUCCUGCUGAACGAGGGGGACCACUACAACACCAGCAGUGGGAAGUUUGUCUGCGAGAUCCCUGGGGUCUACUACUUCACCUAAGACAUCACACUGGCCAACAAGCACCUGGCCAUUGGGCUGGUGCACAACGGACAGUACAAGAUCAAGACGUUUGAUGCCAAUACGGGGAACCAUGACGUGGCUUCUGGUUCCACUGUUCUCAGCCUGAAGGAGUCAGAUCAGGUCUGGUUGCAGAUCUUCUACUCGGAGCAGAACGGGCUUUUCUUUGACCCCUUCUGGACAGACAGCACCUUUACGGGCUUUCUCAUUUACGCUGACCAGGAGUUUCUAAAUGAGGCAGACCUAAAAGCAAACAGCCAGACUGAGAGUUAGUGCCGUAUUCCUGAAAUAUCUUGUUUUAAAUGACUUUAUUUCACAUCAGAAUGACAGAUCACAAACCGCAGCUGGUGGAGACACUUGGCCACCAGGGGGCGCACA